AUGCGUCCCUCGACCGCUACUUCUGCGGAUGGUCCUCUGAAUCUGUAUCAGGCAGUCACGCUGGCAGUCACUCCCGAAGCCAAGGGCCGUGGUACAAUGGUUACACUUAACGAUCGCAUCGACAGCGCCUUCUAUGUGGUCAAGAACAACGCAAAUUCGUUGGACACAUUCAAAGCCAUUGAACAAGGCCAUCUUGGUUUCUUCUUGGACUCGAUACCGCAAUUCUACUACUCAGCCGCCACACCCCACGGCAAACCUUUCUUCGAUCUUGCAGCAUUGAACCUGACUUCCUUGCCUCAUGUCGACAUUCUCUAUGGCCACCAAGACAGCAACCCAGAGCUCAUCCGCGCCUCUGCCGAAUCAGGUGCCGAAGCCAUCGUCUUUGCUGGCACUGGUGCCGGUGGUUGGACAUCAGCCGGCAGAAAGGUUGCUCAAGCCGUCUACAAUGAGACUGGCAUUCCUAUGGUAUUUUCCACUCGUACGAUGAAUGGCUUUGUGUCGCCUGAAAGCAAUGACUGGUCCAUUGCUAGUGGCAACCUUGAUCCUCAAAAGGCUAGGAUUUUGCUUCAGUGCGCUUUGGCGGUUGGAUAUAACACAACGCAGAUCGCCGAUAUCUUUGAUGCGCUUCAGGUAUCAUAG
This is a messenger RNA of Aureobasidium uvarum, 639 nucleotides long. Lineage: Eukaryota; Fungi; Ascomycota; Dothideomycetes; Dothideales; Saccotheciaceae. The record is from the annotation of a GenBank genome assembly.